AUGCGGUUCUUCUCACAGAGGCUUGGGAAAUCCCAGCCAACUUUCUUGAUCGUGUUCUUAUGUUUGAUUUCCAUCGCCGCUCGAGUUUCUGCGGACCCUGCGGCCACUACCGACGCCCAGACCACCGACGAUCUCUCUACCACCACUGCCUCGACCACAGAGUCCACAUCUUCUACAUCAACAACGGAUAGCACAACCACUACAAGUACGACGUCCUCGUCAUCAACGACAUCCACAAGCAUGACUUCAACCACUACUUCCUCAACAUCCUCGACUACGUCUGACAGCAGCACCACAACAUCCUCCGUUUCCACAACAACAGGAUCAACGUCGUCAUCCUCAUCCUCAUCGUCAACCACAACUGCGGCUGCGAUCGUGACUGUACCCCCAUCCGCCGGUGCCCCAUACAUGCAAACAUCAAACACACCGGAAGGAACUGUCUUCAUCGCCGUCGGUGCGAUCCUAGGCUUCAUCGGGCUAGCCGUCCUAGCAUGGCGGGGCAUGGUGGCAUGGUCAGUGAAUCGCUCAGUCCGGCGCGCUGCCAUGGCGCAGUCUGCAGAGUCCAAGCGCCUCCUGCGUGGCAGCCGAAAGAAGCGAUCCACACCCGUGUACUCCUCCGCGCCGGCAAUGGACGUCUCCCUCGACAAACUCGGCACAGCCACUCGCGCCAGCUACAAGCCAUCGCGACGAGUCCCCAGCAACAACAGCGGCUUGUUCUACUCCCCCACUGCAGGUGGUGGGGCAGGGUCGCAUAACAGUCUGAACACCCCUGCAGGCAAUCGUAAUUCCAACUACCUCCCUGCCGGGUUCUACGCUGCUGCUGGCAGCUCCACCCCCGUCCGCGAUUCGGUCAACCCAAGCUACCCCUCCGGAUCCCCGUCUCUCCCGCCUACUGGUACCUAUCAUGAUGCGCCGCAUAAUACGCGCCACUCGUACGUCGGUGAUUCUACGAGUUCCUUGAACCUGAACCAAGCUCCCGGGGGCCGCGCUCCAAGUGCAUACUUGGAGGACCUGUUUGAAAGUCAUACGUCGCCUCGGAACUCCGAGGCUGGUCGUCGGUGA
Messenger RNA from Penicillium verhagenii, 1062 nucleotides. RefSeq lists its product as uncharacterized. The record is from RefSeq and is a predicted model, not a curated record. Bases 1 to 1062 code for a protein of 353 amino acids. Lineage: Eukaryota; Fungi; Ascomycota; Eurotiomycetes; Eurotiales; Aspergillaceae. Gene Ontology annotation, cellular component: fungal-type vacuole. The transcript has a single exon.